This is a messenger RNA of Lactuca virosa, 318 nucleotides long. Lineage: Eukaryota; Viridiplantae; Streptophyta; Magnoliopsida; Asterales; Asteraceae. The record is from the annotation of a GenBank genome assembly.
AUGCAAGGGGGUGGAGAAGAUGCUGUUAUGGAUGAUGCAGUUGAGCUACAACCUGAUGAAGUUAUGAGGGUAAACGAAUAUGAGCAAGUGGUGAGGGUAAACGAAUCUGAGAAAGUGGUGAGGGUAAACGAAUCUGAGCAAGUGGUGAGGGUUAAUGAAGCUGAGGAACUGGGCAGGGUUAAUCAAGUUGUUGGGCAAGUGUAUACUACAGGUCAACCAAGCAAUAGGAAAAAGCUAGAGAGAAUUCUUAAACUAAAGCUUUCUAAAAGAGUUGAAGGUGAAGGUAGUAGUGUUGGAUCGCCAAUGGAGUUAGAUUAA